This is a messenger RNA of Ctenopharyngodon idella (grass carp), 5549 nucleotides long. It is a transcript of the gene sdccag8, whose product is annotated as SHH signaling and ciliogenesis regulator sdccag8. Gene Ontology annotation, cellular component: centriole; centrosome. The record is from RefSeq and is a predicted model, not a curated record. The transcript is spliced from 18 exons. Lineage: Eukaryota; Metazoa; Chordata; Actinopteri; Cypriniformes; Xenocyprididae. Bases 151 to 2232 code for a protein of 693 amino acids. Gene Ontology annotation, biological process: establishment of cell polarity; tube formation; neuron migration.
ACGGAAGAGCACUUCUGCCAUGCAACCGUUGACGUCUUUUUGGACGUCGUUCAUUGAUAAGAUACUCUACACUUUCAGUAACAUUGAGCCUGAGAAAUUGUGUGGAAUAUUCACAAACAUUUUUGGCUUUAUUACGCGUUUCAGGCAACAAUGAAACCGUCCUUGGACUCAGACGAGGAGGAGGAAUUAGGAGCAUUACAGAAGACAUUGAGAGAGCGUGCCAACCGCAGUAUCCAGCACCUCUCCAGCAUGUUGGCCAGCCACAGCUCUGACUCUGAGUCUUCAGAACCAAAGCAACAGCAGGAGAUGCUCAGUCCUCUGCUGCAAAACCCCUGUAUGCCAGUUCAACAGAGUGAAGCAGUCAAUCAGCUGCGUUCCUUGCUGCAAAAGCAGUCCAAAGAUGCAAAUGUUCAAUCACCAUCUCCUUCUAAGAGGAAAUUGGCAGGAAAGCAAAGAGUCACAGAUGAGGGCAGUAGCAGUCUGCCUGGUGUUCACGACUUGGUUCCCAUCAUCCACAAUCAAUCUGAGUACAUUCAGCAUCUGGAGGCUGAGGUCAAGUUCUGCAAGGAUGAACUCCUUGGAAUGAAACAGAGAGUGAGAGUGGUAAUCGUGGAGAAUGAGAAGCUACAUGAGGAGCUUAAAGGAAAGGCGGUUGAAGACACUCUUAAAGAAUACACAUUUGUAGACAGCACGUUAAACAUGGAACACACACCAGAAAAGACUUCAAAGCAAAGACUUGGCUCCAUUAAUCAAGCUGAGGACCACAAGUGGAAGAAAGAAAUGGAGCAGCUGAAGUGUCUCUAUCAAGCACAAACUGAGACCCUGGAGGCUCAAGUGGUCUCCCUGAAGAAAGACUUGGCGAGCAUUCAGAAGGAAUAUGAGGAAACGAAAGAACGACUGAGGCACAAAGAAGCGAUGGCUGUGGCGGCGGGCAGCGGUCAGCGUGUGGGUGGUCUGUGUCUGAAGUGUGCCCAGCAUGAAGCGGUCCUGGCAGAGACGCACUCCAAUGUCCAUGUACAGAGCAUUGAAAGACUCACUAAAGAGCGGGAUGAGCUGAUGACCGUGCUCUGCUCUCUAAGGGCCAGUCAGACUGAGGCCCAGCAGAGGGAGUGGGCAGCCUAUCAGCAGGUCAAACAUGCAGUGGAGAUGGCAGAAGAGGCAAACCUGGAGAAGACAAAAGCUCUGGUGCAGUGUGAGCACUUCCACAAUGAGCUGACUAGACAGCGGGAGAGACUGGAGAGAGAGCUGGCAUCUGAACAGGAGAAGAUCUCCCAGGCCAGGGAGGCAGCGCGUUCAGAGAGCAAGAAAGAGAAAGAAGAGCUCGCCCAGACUGUGACCAGCCUGUCUCAGAGAGUGGCUGAAUUGGAGGGUCUGCAGGAGAGGGGAGAGAGAGACCGGAACUCUCUCAAUGGCCAGCUGGAGGAAGCUUAUAAAAAGCUCACUGCACAGGAAAUGGACAGCAGCAAGGUAUGUGCGGAGCUACGUUUUCUGUUGAGCCAGGCCCAGCUAAAGAAAGAGGAUGCAGAGAGAGAGGUGAGGGACAUCAGCUCUAAACUGGGCCGCCAACUAGAACUGGUUGAGCAGGAAGUACAGAAGUUGGGUGUGGAGCUGAGCGGUUACCGGCAGCGUUUGGAGGAGGCCCAGAGGGCAGAGGGCCGAGCCCGGGCGGAGGCAGCCGGCCUGGCUGAGGGGCUAAGCCGCGCCCAGCGCCAACUGCACCUCACCAGGCAGGAGAAGGAGGCGGUAGAGCACUGCUGUGGCGAGGACAUGGCCGCUCUGACCUUCCAGGCACAGCGGCGCGAACGUGAGCUGACACAGACGCUCCAGCAAAUGGAAGCGCAGCACGAGAGGAGUGUCAGAGAAACAGACGCUUUGCUGAGUGCUCAGAACAGCCUGAUUGGGAAACUGAAGGAGGAGUGUCAGACACUUGGGGCAAAGCUGGAGGAGCUGGCCCAGAGCAGCAGAGCGGAGAUAGAGCAGUUGUCUCUGGAGAGAGAGCACCUGCAGGAGAGCGCUGAGAAACUGCGAGGUCGCUGUGAGGAGAUGGAGGAGCAGUGUGUGCAGCAUGGCAGGAUGCACCAGCGCAUGAAGCAGAGACUGCAGCAGCUGGACCAGCACUGUCAGGCCAGCUCUCAGCAGGUGCUGCAGCUCCUCAGCAGACAGAAGCAGCUCAUGCAGGAGCGCCAGCAGCUCGCGCAGGACAUGCACAACCUGCAAGUCCAGACAUGCUGAGCCACGGAGAUGCAGGUUCAAAUCAAUCCAUUUCAUAUCUUUAUCAGUUUCUUUUGUCAUAAUACUUUAUCUAUGUCUUUUGUUUCUUUUAUUAUUAACUUAUUGUAUAACACAUGUGCUGUUUAACUAUUGUUUAUAAAUUCUGAUUGUAUUAUAUUGUUAUUUAUUUAUUUCUCUCCUUUUUUAUGUUUUAUGCCUAAUAACAUGUCAAAGGGACUACCAAUUUACAUUCAUGAAUGUUGAAUGAAGUAUUGUUUUUUUUUUUUUUUUAAAGAAAUAGUAAAAAAAAAAAAAAAAAAAAUCUUGUCAUCUGUCCUCUUUCACUAUCUGUCUUAAAGCCAGUGGAGAAAAUUCAAAAACUGCAAACACUAAACUCAGUAUAGAAGAUAAAAAUGGCGUAAAAUCUUAAAAAAUAAGGUUAGCAUCGAAAAUUAUGUCAUAAAAAUUCUUUAAUAGCACAUUUGUUGUCCUUCCAUGUUAUCUGGCAGAGAGAAAGUCAAAACCAUAUAUAUAAAUAUAUAAUUAGUUUAUUGUGUGUGUGUGUGCAGAUAAUAUAUAUAUAUAUAUAUAUAAUAUAUAUAUAUUAUUUUUAACAAAACCCUGAGAAAAUCGUGUUUUUGUCAAAGACUUUGUCUGGAUCGGAUUCGGAAAGAUGUUCAAAACAUAGAUGGAGUAGAUUGAGUCCAUCAACACCCCCAAAGCUUGCUUUGAACAGUCCUAUACCUGUUCCUGUGUCGGCAUUUCAUUCUGUAACUUUCGGCAGUUUUUAUUUAUGUGUUCAUAGAUGCAAACUCCUCACCUUUCAGUGACAACUCACCUUUUUGAGAUCAAAAUAGGUCACCUAUGGGAUUCGCAUAGAUCCAAUGAGAAAGUGUCUUUAUGGGGUGGGAUGGGGGGUUGGUACUUGUGAACUUACAAGGGUAAAUAAAGAACUGGUUGUUUCAGAAACUACAGGGAAUAGUGAAGACAGAGAGAGGGCAAACAGUUUGCAGUUUAGCCCAGUAUUACCAUAGCACUUCAUCUUUUAUAACAUGAGAUUUUGACCAAUCUUGAUUUUGGUAAAAUGUUGCAAUUUUUUUUUUUUUUUUUUUUUUCUGUGAAAAAUUUGUAGUAUUAGUAUAGUGAUUGUUUAUGAUUUAAAGGGUUAGUUCACCCAAAAAUGAAAAUUAUGCCAUUAAUUACUCGCCCUCAUGUCGUUCCACACCCGUAAGACCUUUGUUCAUCUUCGGAACACAAAUUAAGAUAUUUUUGAUAAAAUUCGAUAGCUCAGUGAAGCCUCCAUUGACAGCAAGACAAUUAACACUUUCAAUGUCCGUAAAGACAUUUAAAACAGUCCAUGUGACUACAGUGGUUCAACCUUAAUGUCAUGAAGCGACGAGAAUACUUUUUGUGCGGCAAAAGAAAAAAGAAAAGAAAAUACCGAUUUUAUUCAACAAUUUCCUCUCUUCCGUAUUAGUCUCGUUCACGAGAGAACCAUGAAGUAUGCGUGUGGUGAUGCGAGAUGUAUCGUCUGAAUUAUCCAAACUAGAUGUUGUAAUACAGUUUUCUUAACGUCAUAUAGUGCAAAAUACCUGUAUUACAGAAAUCUGAUAAGAAUAAUUAAAUAAAAAAUUAAUUAAAAAAAAGUUAAAUAUCUGGAUGCACUGAGGUAAUGAGAAUUUUAGGUAGGAAUCUGCUUAAAUUGUCAUUAAAAAAAGGUCACAAUGUUUAAAAAAUGUGGUGGUCAUAAAAUAGGCUUUGUUUUAUUUACGCUGGCUAUAAUAUUGUUGAAUCUUGAUUUUGUAUUGAUUCUGCGAGAUUCACCCAUAGAGAGAGAGAGAAGCGCACACAAGCACCACAGCAGCUGGUAGCCAUGGCUGCACAUCACGCUAGACUAGGCACCCACAGAUGCUCAUCCAGAUUGCUGCUAGAGGCACGUCAGCAACAGACAGCGAAUCGCCGAAUGCUGACAUUCGUUGGAGAUUAUUGCAAAUGGAGUGAUGCUCCGCAAAGCGCCGGCGCUUUCGGCUCUGUUAAUACUACCAUGCUGUUGUUUUGUUAUUAGAAUGAGUUAGUAAUUCAGACUCUCCCUCUGAGCAUUUGUCUAAGAACACCCACAUGCUGCCUCGCUGACCGCCACACUGAAGCCUUCAGACUGCGAGAGAUGAUUAUACAAGGAAUUAUCGGAAAUAAACGAAAGCGUCAUGAGAUGGAAGACAGUGUGGUUCAUUCUUCUUCUUCGUCUGUUGAGAUGAUUAGUGGUUGUCAGCAGUGGUACAGUCAGUGAGUCUCAAUCAUAGUUGUCUUCUGUGUGUCAGUAUCUCCCCAGAUGCAUGUUGAGAAAAGAAUGGACACGUUGACUACGUGAGGGCCGUUUUCAUGGGGUCAUGUGAUCACUGCUGUUCCCAUAAGUUUACUUCAAUCAUUACGAGAUACAUUACACAUAUCCACAAAAUGAAAAGUAAUGAGUGGAGUACUUUGGUUUGAGUUAUAAGUCACAGUUCACUUAUUUUUUUUUAAAAAAGUAAAUAAAUAAAAAGCGUAAUCUUUAUUUUUGUACAACAGGGAUUUUUUUUUUUUUUAUUAUUACAGAGCACAAUCACUCAUAAAAGUAAAACAGCAUGAGGUUCAUGAGGGGUGAAUCUGUGCUUAAGUUUUUCUUCCCCUCUCAUUUUAUUUUUCAUAUAUUUUAUACCAAAACAGGGACCUUUAUUAUUAUUUAAUGUUUUUGUAUGACAGGGACAGAUUCAAUGGUGUUUUUUUUUUUUUUAAUACUUUUUGUAAACUGUAUUAAAAUGAUUUCCUAACAUCUGAACGUUGAUUGUAAAUUCAUCAGCAGGUUUUGAGGUGUGUAAUGAAUUGUCUGGAGCAAAUAAGUCAAACAGACACGACUCAACCCGAAGCAGAUUGACAGUGCUUUAUUUAAGCAGUCUGUAAGAAGGAAAAUAAUGUGCAUCCCUAUCAUAUACAUUUACGUGUAAAAAUACUAGGAUGUACAGUGUACAAAAACAGUUUCUUGCAGAUAAGCUUCCCGCAUCCGUGUGGGCCCUAUACUGUAUUUAAGGAAAUAAACUUUUUUUUUUUUUUUUUUUUAAAUAUGAUGGAUGGUUAUACAGUUCUUUAUUUUUAUUUUUUUUAAAUAUUUUUCUGUUAAUCCCUUCCAUGUAAAAUUCUUAACCACAUGACUAGUUCUUAACAUGGAUCUAAUGACAGAGCUAGCAAGGUCAAGAAAUGUCACAAACUCUAAAGCUACAUGGACAUAAAAUGUUUUUGUUUUUUUGUUGUUGUCGUUUUUUUAAGAUUUGUCUUUUAUUUUUAAAUAAAUACUUUACAAUUCA